Molecule: messenger RNA, 715 nt
Organism: Euleptes europaea (tarantolino)
Lineage: Eukaryota; Metazoa; Chordata; Lepidosauria; Squamata; Sphaerodactylidae
Gene: GREM1
Product: gremlin 1, DAN family BMP antagonist
Exons: 1
Coding region: 1-552 (183 amino acids)
Biological process (GO): animal organ morphogenesis
Molecular function (GO): receptor ligand activity; BMP binding
Source: RefSeq, a predicted model, not a curated record
AUGGCUCACACAUUUUCUGCUUUUGGAGUUCUGCUGCUUUUGCUUGGACUCCUGCUUCUCACAGCAGAGGGGGGCAAGAGGAACCGUGGCUCUCAAGGAGCCAUCCCUCCUCCUGACAAAGACCAGCCCAACGAUUCAGAACAGGUGCAGAAGAAGCCGGGCUCCAGACCCCCCCGGGUCAGGGAUCGAAUCAAACCUCCAUCUGCUGAAGAAGUGCUGGAAUCAAGCCAAGAGGCGCUGCAUGUCACAGAGCGCAGGUACCUGAAGCGGGACUGGUGCAAAACCCAACCACUCAAGCAAACCAUCCAUGAAGAAGGCUGCAACAGCCAGACCAUCAUAAACAGAUUCUGUUAUGGCCAGUGCAAUUCCUUCUACAUCCCGAGGCAUGUCCGCAAAGAGGAAGGCUCUUUCCAGUCCUGUUCCUUUUGCAAGCCGAAAAGAUUCACUACCAUGUCAGUGACACUGAACUGCCCAGAGCUUCAGCCUCCCAGCAGGAAGAAGAGGAUCACACGAGUGAAAGAAUGCCGCUGCAUAUCCAUAGACUUGGACUGAAAGGUGCCAUGUCACCUCCUGAAGAGAAAGUGCCUGUUAGAGUGCCAAAAGGGGACACAAACCAAAGAGAACCACAGCAAACCAAUGUAUGUUACCUGUGUGCAAUUAUGACCUUAUACAUCCUCUGAAAGCAUGUUCUGGAAUGACAUAACCACUUAUGCCU